UCUCGCUUCCUCUCUUCUCCGCACGCGCGCGAGCAGCCCGAGAAUACAGCCGCGUGCCGUCCAGCCGCUGCGCCUCCGCAGGAGCCAGGAGUUGAGAGGUUGCCUAGACCAUGGAAAAUCCCUCCAGCUCCUCUAGAAAUGAAGAUUGUGAUGAUCCAAAGAUACAAUGGGAUCGAGUGAUGACUGGAAAAGAAUGGCUAAACUGUUGGGAUACAAACAAUAUUGGAUUUCAUAAUAAAGAAGAACAUCAAUUCCUGAAGAAACACCUGGAUAUUUUUCUCAACGGCAGGAAGGAAUUAAGAAUAUUUUUUCCACUUUGUGGGAAAGCUGUUGAAAUGAAAUGGUUAGCUGACAUGGGACACCAUGUAGUUGGUGUAGAAAUUAGUGAAAUUGCACUGAAGGACUUUUUCACAGAACAGAAUCUUUCAUUUUCAGAAGAAAUAGUUCCAGAAAUCCCUGAAGCUAAAUUACUGAAAUGCACGUCUCUGAAUAUUUCUCUGUAUUGCUGCAGUUUAUAUGACUUGACCAGCUCUGUGACUGGUCAUUUUGAUGGGAUUUGGGACAGAGGUUCUCUAGUAGCUGUUAACCCUUCUGAGAGAGAACGCUAUGUCCAGUUGAUACUAUCACUAAUGAACAGAAUGUGUCGCUGUCUUCUAGUUACUUUGUUGUAUGAUGUAAGGAAACACAAAGGUCCACCGUUCUAUGUUUCUGAUUCAGACGUGAAACGUUUAUUUGGAAAAGACUGCGAUAUUCAAUGUCUUGAAAAAGUCUAUGGUUUGGAAGAGCGACAUAAGAAGUGGGGUUUAGAUUAUUUAUGGGAGGUUUUAUACUUGGUCACAUUGAAAGAACCGAGAUGACUCCUAGACUUUCCUCUCAGAGGAUGAGGAGGAGAACCACUUGGUUGCCAGACAUCUUAAUGUUUCUGAUCUGAGCAUCAAUCAUUCUUGAGAUACUUUCUUCUAUUAUCAAUAUCUCUGAGAAUAAUUUUCGUGAAAUUUGCCUUUGCAAAUAAACCUCCGUUGUUAAAAUGGAAUACCAAGAGUUACAUCAGGAUUUGUGCUUUCUCCCCAUUUUUCCUAUCUAUUGGGUUCAUCCUAAUAAUCAUCAUUAUGCUGAGCUAAAUAAAUAAAUAACAUUAUGCAAUAUUGA
Crotalus tigris (Tiger rattlesnake) is the source of this 1149-nucleotide messenger RNA. RefSeq names its product thiopurine S-methyltransferase (gene TPMT). Gene Ontology annotation, molecular function: thiopurine S-methyltransferase activity. The transcript is spliced from 9 exons. The coding region runs from base 111 to 857 and encodes 248 amino acids. Lineage: Eukaryota; Metazoa; Chordata; Lepidosauria; Squamata; Viperidae. The record is from RefSeq and is a predicted model, not a curated record.